CUCUCCACUCUCCCCGUCAACCGGCGCCUUUCAUGAACCGCAAGGCGCAUUUGCGUGCUGAGCCGCAGCGCCAGUCUCGAAACACCGACAAGACUCAUGUUGGCAUCAUUCCACGGACCCAUCAACCGAGCGUCGCUUCACCCACCCGCCUGCCCAUCCCGAUGCCUGUGCCCGUGCCUGCGCCUGGAGCGAUCUGCACGGGGGGGGGCACCCAGCUCCCUCAUCCUGCAGCUCUUGUUGUGGGGGUGGGGUGAUUUAGGGGAUCUGUCUGUUGGUCUGCUCAACCCCAGUGCAAUUCCCAACAACCGAGCCAGCAUCUCGGAACGCCUUGCCGUCGAUGCCACCCGCCGCGACUGGCGACGACCUGAUGCCGAAGAGCCCAUCAAGCCGCCAGAGUCGCUGGACAUCCUGCAGCGUCCUCUGACCAUCGCCAUCGUCGUCGUUGCCGAUAAGGCUGCACUCCCGCUGCGGGCCUCUGGCGGCGACGUCACGAUCCAUGUGGCUCAAGAACUCUGCGAUCGCACGCUCGUGGACCACCCACUGAUCGAAAAUGUCUUGGUCGACGGGGUGCUCAUCAACGACACCCUGGACGACGAGGCUCUUGAUGACAUGCCGCACGCCUCUGCGGCGGCCGAGCCCUUCACUACACCUAACCACCCCACCAGCGACGACGGCAGCGACGACAGCGACAACUGCGACGACGACAGCGACAGCAACGACAACUGCGACAACGACCAAAACAGCCACAGCGAUGACAACGAAGGCGAGUCCCAGCCAAGCCUGGCACCCUCGCCCGAGCCUCCAGCCGAGCCAGCACCCAAUCAUGCGGACGACCCCUCAGCCGAUCCGCCAUCAGCCGAUCCGCCACCAGCCGAAUCGCAGGCGCAACCUCCGACGGGCGCCCCCAUCGCCAGUGCACACACCGCUCCGUUUCCCAGGGGACCGACUCGAAUGAAUGGCAGCGUCCAGAGCCUGGAUCGAUCGCAUUCGCCCUCAGCCGACGGAGCCGCCGCCCAGUCGCCGUAUCGACGCCCAAGGCUUCAUGCAUACUGUCCCAACCUGCCAUAUCCACCCGAGCAGUCCUGUGCCGAGCAUCGAACCAACGCCCCCCCUCAGCGACAGUCGUUGCCGUAUCCGGCCGCGCUCGUCCAGCCUCCGCCGAGCGGCCCUGACUGCCGGUGCUCGAGCCAUCGACCCAGUUACUACACGCACAAGGCCAUGGUGACUGGAUGCGAGAGCAGCCGAGGCUAUCCUCCGUCCCGAACCAGCAGCACAACAUCCUCCUCCUCCGGGCCCAAAAAGCGGACGAAGCCUCCUGGUCUCGAGCGCCACGUGUCGUUUUCGGACAAUGUCGAGGCUUACGACCACAAGGACUGGGAGAAUCGCAUGGAGGCUGUGCGCUUGGCCAAGAACUCUGGUAACCGCCAGUCGAUUUGGAAAGGCAUCGUGGGCAAGGCCAAGCAGAUCCUCCACCGAGACUAGGGCCCAAGGCCCAAGCCCCCCUCCUGGACGGGGUGGAAAUGCACGUCUGUGGAAGAGGAUGCGUAGG
Molecule: messenger RNA, 1549 nt
Organism: Polychytrium aggregatum
Lineage: Eukaryota; Fungi; Chytridiomycota; Chytridiomycetes; Polychytriales
Exons: 2
Coding region: 97-1482 (461 amino acids)
Source: RefSeq, a predicted model, not a curated record